Sander lucioperca (pikeperch) is the source of this 1082-nucleotide messenger RNA. RefSeq lists its product as uncharacterized. The record is from RefSeq and is a predicted model, not a curated record. Lineage: Eukaryota; Metazoa; Chordata; Actinopteri; Perciformes; Percidae. Bases 390 to 1082 code for a protein of 230 amino acids. The transcript has 4 exons.
UUGUUGUUUUGGUUGAUGGGCGUCUGUCAGUAGGAGGGGGGCGGGAACAAAAGACGAGAAGAUGACAGCUGACUUCCUGUUGACACGACAAAACAGACAAUAUCAGAGGGGGACCCAGUCAGACCCAGCCAGACCCAGCUGGACCCAGCCAGACCUAGCUGGACGUAGCCGGACACAGCUGGACCCAGCCGGACCCAGUCGGACCCAGUCAGACCCAGCCGGACCCAGCCGGACCUUGCCAGACACAGCCGGACACAGCCGGACACAGCCAGACCCAGUCAGACCCAGCCAGACCCAGGCAGACCAAGUCAGACCCAGCCAGACCCAGUCAGACCCAGUCAGACCCAGUCAGACCCAGUUGUAGCGGUGCGUUCAGUGUCUGUUCCAGGAUGUGGAUCUUCCUGAUGUUGCUCUGCUUGGUGGGUCAGAAUCAGGCGUUUCCAUGGGAACACAGCAGCUUUGGGCCGCUCCUGGAACAGCAGGACCAGAGCACACCUUCUCCCAUCGCCGGACAGACAUCAUCUUCCUCUUCAUCGUCUUCUUCCUCCUCGUCUUCAUCAGAGUCCUCUGAGAGCCAGAGUUCAGAGACUCAACAGCUGAGAGUUGCAGAUGGAAUCUCCCCCGGCAACAGCAGCCUGUGGGCCAAUCAACUGCUUUCACUUGGAGACGGAGACGCAGAGGACGCCGUGGACGCCGUGGACGCCGGAGACACCGUGGACGCCGUGGAUGCUGGAGAUGCCGUGGAUGCAGGGGACGCCGUGGACGCAGGGGACGCCGUGGACGCCUUGGAUGACGGGGAUGCUGGAGACGACGCAAACGCCGUGGAUGCUGGGGACGUGUCACUUCCUGUGGGCGGGGCCUUUGUGGAACAGAAGGCCUUCUCCCCCCUCCCGUCUCUACGGCAUCGCGGCGAAGCUGCCUCAGUAGUGGGCGUGUCCAGAGCGGAUGUGGGCGGAGUCAGAGCAGAUGUGGGCGCUGAGUUUCCUCGCCUGUCUGACAACAGCAAAGAAUUGCUGUUGAUGUUCGACUCGGAGCACCACGGUUACUAUGGAGACGAGGUGGGGCUACAGCUGCAGCUGUGA